This is a messenger RNA of Prinia subflava (tawny-flanked prinia), 2094 nucleotides long. RefSeq names its product NGFI-A binding protein 2 (gene NAB2). The transcript is spliced from 6 exons. Lineage: Eukaryota; Metazoa; Chordata; Aves; Passeriformes; Cisticolidae. Gene Ontology annotation, molecular function: transcription factor binding; transcription coregulator activity. Gene Ontology annotation, biological process: negative regulation of DNA-templated transcription. The coding region runs from base 251 to 1660 and encodes 469 amino acids. Gene Ontology annotation, cellular component: nucleus. The record is from RefSeq and is a predicted model, not a curated record.
GGGGUGACCCCACUCGUGUCUGUGCCAUGUCCAGGGGCUGUGGCUGCAGGGACCAGCCCAGCCCAGGGCACAGGAUGGUUCCUGGGUGGGACAGGGCGCCCCGUGGUGUUCAGGGACCCUGGCACACCCAUACACAGGAGUCCUCCCUCUGCCCUUACCCCCAAGCCCACAGGUGGGGAGUGGGUUUCUCCUGCACGUCCGUCCGUCCCGGUGGUGAGUCCGUCCGUCCUCUGCCCACCACAGGCUCGCCAUGGCCCUGCCCCGCACGCUGGGGGAGCUGCAGCUGUACCGGGUGCUGCAACGAGCCAACCUGCUGGGCUACUACGAGACCUUCAUCCAGCAAGGGGGGGACGACGUGCAGCAGCUCUGCGAGGCGGGCGAGGAGGAGUUCCUGGAGAUCAUGGCGCUGGUGGGCAUGGCCACCAAGCCCCUCCACGUCCGCCGCCUCCAGAAAGCCCUGCGUGAGUGGGCCUCCAACCCGGGGCUCUUCAGCCAGCCCGUUUCGGCCGUCCCGGUCAGCAGCAUCCCGCUCUUCAAGCUCUCUGAGACUGGCGGGCGCAAGGCGCUCAGCAACGGGCACGCCAGCCCCGGCGAGGCCGCGGGCAAGGGGAGCGGCAGCGCCGGGACGCCCCCGGCCCGCAGCCCCACGGAGCCAGGGGAGAAGCUGUCACCGUCAGCGGCUCCGCCGUGGCCGGGAAGGAGCACCCCCGAGUCGGAGGGUGGUGGGGAUGAGGAGCCGGGGGUUCCUCCCUUCUCCCCGGGCGGGAGCAGCGGGGAGCAGGCGGUGGGCACGGAGCUGGAGCCGGAGUUGGCACGGACGGUGGUGGAGAGCGUGGAGCGGCUGCUGCAGAGCUGCCCCCGGGGCGGCGAGGCCGAGCUGAGGGCGCUGAUGAAGCUCAACAAGAAGCUGGCCAAGACUGUGGGGCACAUCUUCCAGCUGGAGGAUGGUGACCGGCAGAAGGAGGAGGAGAUCCGCCGGCACAGCGCGAUCUACGGCCGCGGCGAGGCCCGGCGCCGCGAGGGCAAGCAGCUCACCCUGCACGAGCUCAUCAUCAACGAGGCGGCCGCCCAGUUCUGCCUGCGGGACAACUCGCUGCUGCUGCGGCGCGUCGAGCUCUUCUCGCUGUCACGGCAGGUCGCACGGGAGAGCACCUACCUGUCCUCUCUCAAGGUCGCCAGGGCCCAUCCCGAGGACAGCGGUGCCAUCGUGGCCAAGCGGCUCAAGCAGGAGGCGGGAGAGCAGAGCCGCCCUGAGCUCCUGGCGCUGCCGGUGGGGCUGGAGCCUCCCGGGGCCGGGUACCGACCCAGCUUGGAGGAGGACACGGGCAGCCUCUCCGGGGAGAGCCUCGAUGGCCACUUGCAGGCGGCGGGUGCCUGUCCCCGGCUGACCCCUCCGCCCGCUGCGGCCCCGGACGUGCCCCUCGGCCUCGCACCCCACGGGCUCUGGAGCCGCCACAUCCUCCAGCAGACGCUGAUGGACGAGGGGCUGCGCCUGGCCCGGCUGGUGUCGCACGAACGCGUGGGGCGGCUCAGCCCCUGCCUGCCGGGGAAGCCCCCCGGACCAGAGUUCGAGGACGGGCUGGCAGAACGGGGUCCGCCGGCCCCCCCAGACCCCCCUCGGGGCACCAUCAAGGUGGAGCAGGAGACCAGCAGGCAGUGAGGCCCCUGUAGCCCCCCCGCCACUAUUAACGAAGCAAUAACGUGCUGGGGGACGGGUGCGGCGGAGCUCCGGGCCCGGGGAGUUUGGGGUGGGGAGGGGUCUCAGCCACAGCCCCCCCCCCCCCCCCUCCCGGCUCCCUCCCGUCCCACACCGACGCUCUGGUUACCUCAGCCGCGGCGGGAUGCGAUUCCCCGCAGCAGCAAUACCCUCAUCCCGCCCGGCUCCGCGCCCCCCGCCGCCCCCCAGGGCUGGGGAGCCCUCGAUGGACUGGAGCCCCCUGUACAGCCCCCUCCCCUCUCCCGGUGCUGACCGUCCCCGUCACCGAGCGGGGACAGACGCGUCGCACUGUGCGCUCCCACGUCAGCGCUGCCGCCCACGCCGGGCACACGGUCCCCCCCCCACCCGCAGCGCCCACGCAGCAGCCGCCAGCCCCC